Messenger RNA from Mya arenaria, 11496 nucleotides. Its product is annotated as forkhead box protein P1-like. The transcript is spliced from 16 exons. The record is from RefSeq and is a predicted model, not a curated record. Gene Ontology annotation, cellular component: nucleus. Bases 481 to 3696 code for a protein of 1071 amino acids. Lineage: Eukaryota; Metazoa; Mollusca; Bivalvia; Myida; Myidae. Gene Ontology annotation, molecular function: RNA polymerase II cis-regulatory region sequence-specific DNA binding; DNA-binding transcription factor activity, RNA polymerase II-specific. Gene Ontology annotation, biological process: regulation of transcription by RNA polymerase II.
AAUUCUGCCUGUUAAAAGUGUUAUAAAUAAUAGCAGAUAUAAUCAUUGACUGCUUGAUUUGCUAGUGGUGUAUUAAAGUCGGUAGUAUUUUGGUUAACAGACUUUUAUGCACUGUGUGGUUUUAACUGAACUAAUUUUUAUUUUGUAUCGUUAUUUAUUUUUUUCUUGAUUUAUUUUUUUGAGAGAUGAAUUUUGUAAUUGAGAGAGAAUAAAAAUUUGAGGCGAGAAUUAGGAGAAAAAAAUAGAGUGCAUUUCUGGUGAAAAGGUUGUAGUUAUGAAUGAAUGAAGAAAUUUAUUGGUUAUUAAACCUCAGAUAGAGAUAUAGACGGGAAGGAGUGGUUUGUUCACCAGUGGAACACUGAACUACUGUCAUUAAAUAUGGAUUACAUCGCUGUGCUUACAGAAAAAGUACAACAGUACAGUAAAAGUCAGCUGUAACAGACAGCCGAGGGGGAAUAGAAAUUGUUUAUUUAGAUAAUUAUGCCAGGUCAGAAUACAUUGACAGAUGUCUCAAUAUUUAUGAAUGGCGAGCAGACGGAGGAAAUAAACAGAACCACUAGGGCUGAGAAUAAACUUCUGAUGAGUGGGGAUAUUAAUUAUUAUUUAUGUGGGAAUUUGAAAUUGCAGAAAAUGUCGCAGAAUAGGCAUGAAAUAAACGGCGAUGUGAUGGACAAAGGAUAUUUUUCCGGUUUUAUGAAAUUUAAGGAAAUGCAGGAAAACGGACAUGUUUGGAAUAAAAAUGGAUUUUCCGGGAAAUAUUUUGCAAGUGAUGAAGAAAAUAAUGCGGAUAUUGAGCAAAAAUAUUUCAUAGAAAACGAUUUAAGGAGUCGUGAGCGAUUUAAGACCGAGGCUGAUAUUAGAGAAAUGUCGAACAAUGUGAAAAAUCGGGUUUGGAAAGUUUCUGAAACAAAUUCUAAAAAUCGUGGUGCGGAAUCAGCGAGAGAUAUAUUCAACUUACAAGGGCGGCAUUUUGACAUGUACGACUAUGCUGGUCAAGCGAGACCAAAACCUGAAAUGACCCGAUCUUUAUCGUAUAACGUAAAUGGACAGGAAAUCGGGUCACGGUACACACCUCAAAAACAUAGGUCAUAUUCCGAAUAUAGCUCAUAUCAUAAGGAGGAUGCGAGAAUCAUGGGCUCUGUGAAAGAGGAAGGGGCGAUAAAUCUGAGCAAAGAGUCACGGAAACAUGACACAAGCCUUUCCCCGACACUGACACAUCAUGAUAAUAUGGACGCCAAUACUCAGGGACCAUCUUCACCUCAGAGCGACUCUAGAUUCACCCCAAGCUCAGCAGGACUGGGCAGCAAGGGGAGCAAACUCCGUACAAGCAGCGAGAGCGCAAGCGACUCACUGGGGAGCCCAACGGGGUCCUCUCCCCACCCGGCGCUACUCUCGAUGGCAAUGCAGCAUGGGCAUAUUCCCCAGCAGUUACAACAGAUGUUGCUGGUGCAGGGGGCGGCGGCAUUGGGCGGUGGUAUCCCCCCACACAUGCAACAACUGAUGCAGGCUCAACAGUCCGUUGUCAUGCAACAGCAGCAGAAAGCUUUUGAGAGCGCCCUGGUACAGUUGAACGAACAACUCCAGAUGAACCUCGUACAACAAGCGCACUUGUUACAGGAGAAGAAGACAAACGGCAAGCAGACGCAGCAACAACUGCAGCAGCUCGGCGUGCAGCAGCAGACGAUCAACUCCCAGAUACAGCAGUUACAAGUACAGCAGCGGCAAAUGCUCCUUGCCUGCCUCAUGCAGCCAUUUUCUCAAGGAGGUGAAGGUCAAGGAUACCCAUGGAAGGACUUGGGCUCUCCGGGCGACAGCGAGGACAUGAAGCCCGGACUGAAUGGGUUUAAUGGGCUAGGAUUGCUGAACGGGGCCCCAGGGUUUGGAGUUAACCCCUUGCUGCAGGCUCCAUUGAUGGGCGUAAACGGGCUUUCUCCAGACGCGUUCCCUUUUGGUGGUAGGUGUCUGCACGAGCAAUAUUCCAGUGGUCGAAAUAACCGCAUACUGGAAGGCCCUGCACUGGGAUCGCUGCUUGGUACAGGGUCUGCGGGAGCGAAGAGCGAGGAGUGCGGGAACCCUCUCUAUAAACACGGCGUGUGUAAAUGGCCGGGUUGUGACACGAGUUGCCUCGACAUGAAAGCUUUCAACAAGCAUUUGAGCAUGGAGCACACAAUUGAUGACAAAAACACAGCACAGGCGAGGGUACAGAUGCAGAUUGUGUCGCAGCUCGAAAUUCAGUUGAGUCGUGAAAAAGAGUUGUUGACAGCAAUGAUGCAACACUUACAUACCCAGCCACAGAGGCAAGAGCCGGAACCAAUCGAAAUGCCCCCUAGCAAGCCGAAACAUGUCCAUUCAAGAUCGGUUCCAGCAUCGCCAAGCAGUAUGCAUCACCAGAGCCAUAGAUCUUCGUUGUCAAGCGCCUCACUGCCAACAUCGGCAUCAAAAUCUGUGAAAGUCCCAACACUGCCUCACCUAAAUCACCAAGGUUCACAUUCAGGGUUACCUCCCUUGGUAAUACCUCCCCAGGGUUCGUUAUCAUCGUCUUCAGUGGGUCACAUGUCUCAACCAACCACGCCCACCAGCGGAGGUCUUGGACCAAUGAGAAGGCGCGUCUCGGACAAGUGCAAUCUCCCAAUUUCAGCAGGUGGGAGUUGCUACCAUGAAAUCCAAAGAAAUCGAGAAUUUUACAAGAGCACAGAUGUUAGACCCCCUUUUACCUACGCCUCAUUAAUUAGACAGGCGAUAAUCGAAUCAGAGAAUAAACAGCUGACGUUGAAUGAGGUGUACCAGUGGUUUCAGAACACCUUUGCAUACUUCCGCAGGAACGAGGCAACCUGGAAGAAUGCUGUUCGUCACAACCUGAGUCUUCACAAGUGUUUUAUGCGGGUGGAGAACGUGAAAGGCGCAGUGUGGACGGUCGAUGAGAUGGAAUUUUACAAACGGAGACCACAGAAACUCACAGGGGGUGUGUCGAGCAACGUUUCGUACUCUGCAGACAACUCCGUGCUCUACAAUGAUACCAUCAACGCAAGUAUUCGGGCGGCGAUAGAGCAGACGAGUGCCCUAGUAUCGCAGCAUAAUGGCUCGUUAGGGGACGGUGUCGAGGAUUUAUCGAUGAAAAGUUACAACAACAGUAACAUGAGCUCCCCGAUUAAAUCCGACUCACCUGGCAGGGAAGAUGUAUUUUACACAAGAAACAAUGGCUAUAUGUUUCAAAAUGGGGAGAUCAUAGAUCACCAAUCGCCCGAGAGCUUGGGCUCAAACCAGGGUCUUGACUUGAGCCCAAAAUCUAGUCUCCAUGGAAGCCCAACAUCUUAUUCUGCAAGUCAGCAGUUCCAACAUGGGAACCAAGAACAUGAUUCAUCUUCCCCUGUUCAAAACCGGUUUAACAUUCAAUCGAUUAAAAAAGAACAUUGUUCUACAAUGGAGUGUGACUCACCUGGGGAUAAUCAAGCGGGCUGUAUGCAAAUGAGUGCUAAAAUCGACCAAUCAAACCAGCAGGAAGAGGCUUUGAAUAUGAAAAUUGAAAGCAAGGAAACCCAAAAUGGCGUGAAUGAUGAAAUGAUAUCAAAUUCAGAGAAUACGGAUCUCAAUUCUGGGAAAAGUUCCCAAAGGAAUUCCCCCGUGGAACCAAAAGACUAUGACAUACCCGUGACAUACCUUCUUAAUAAUACAAUGACCGCUGUUACACAUUCCUAGUUUUUAAUAGAUAUUUCAUCUAUCUAUACAUAAUAAUAUAGGUCCCAUUGUACAUUUAUCUCCUAGAGAUUUUUUAUCUAUAUUUUUUUCUCUCGUGACGAACGUGCUGUUAAUGGCAAUGUUAAUAUACAUAUUCAUUGAACAUAUUUUGUUAAAAUGUGCUAUUUUUAUGAUGUCUCAUUAUAUUUUGUAAGAUAAAAGUUGAACUUUUGUCUAAUUGUUAUAUUUGUGAAUAAUUAAUGAAUGAAUUAAUUAAUAAUUGUACAGUUUGUAACUUUAAAGUAGAAUUAGAUACUUACAACACAUACUUACUUACAAUUAUAUAAACAGAUUUUUAACGUCAGAAACACAUGUUAAACUAUAAUGCUAAUUAUGCGUGUACUGAUAAAAUAUUAUUUUUGCUCAAAGUGCAUGUAGAAAGAAUGAUUGAUGAUUGAGUAUUCUUUAUAAUGCAAUGAUUAUCAUUUUAUUGGUUUGUCUGUUUUAAAAAGGAAAAGUCCAGGGGCCGUAUUCAAUACACAACUUAGAUUGAACUGAAAUUUAAUGUUUGAAACUGAGUGUUUUGAUUGGCCUGUAUAUUUAGCUGACCAAUGGGCUGAUUUGAAUCAAUGAGGCAUUUCUAAGGAUAAGGAUAAGAACAAUAUUGAAUACUGGCCCAGGGAAUGUAUUCAAUAUGCAACUUUAGUCAAUCUUAUGGUCAUACAUGAUUGACUUCAUUCACUCUAUUGGUCAGUUAUAAAUAGCAAGUAAUCCGAUUAGCUACAUCGUUCUUAGAUCCAGUUAAGACCAAUAUGGAAUACAAGCCCUGGUAACAAUAUCAUAAACAUUUUUUUAGUCAAAUCUCAAUCUCAGUCUCAACUCAUUUUACCACAUAGCAUCAAAAGUUAUUAAAAAUAAGAUAUGAUUUUACACCUUUGAAAAGGCAUUCUAUCAUAUAAUAUGUUGAUUUAUGUCUUUGGUCAAGAUUCCAAGGGAAAUGUAUUCUACAGCCAAAAAUGUAUUUGAGUACAAUUUCUUUCUUUUUAACAAUUACUCAAGCUUAUUUUUGCUCUGGAAUUAAGUUUCUUUGAAAUAUUGUCAAAAUCUAUUUAUCAACACAAUGAGAAAAUAUGUUUUAAAAAAGUAUAAAAACAUAAAAGAUUUUAAUUCAUACGAUGCUUUUAUGUGUUAAAUUGAUAUUGAGAUUUAGAUUUGAUUUAAGUAUUUUCGUGAUAUUGGGGCCAGGUUUUGUCAUAAACAGGGCAUUGCGUCGGCUUCAUUGUGCAGACAUUUUAACCUUUGCCAUAACUCAGAAUGGCUCAAGAUAUUCAAAUGAAACUUGGUACACAUGUUGGCUGAGACAAUACACACAUGUAUAGCAAGGGGCAUAACUCUGACUUAAAUGAUUUUUUAGUUACGCCCCUUUUUAAAUGAGAAAGAACAGAUAAGUAUUGGGGUUUGUUCCAAGGGAGUCUUGUUACUUAAUUACCUUCUUCACAAGAAAUAAUUAUAUGGCUUUUUUUUGGGUGGAGUAUUGUGAUGAAAUUGAAUUAGUUUUAAUGGAUUUUUUUCAAAGCUAGCAUCUAGCUCUAAUUUUUUUUUAAGAAAUAAUUAUAAGGCUAUUUUGGAAGAAAUAAUGCACCAAUCAAUUGUUACCACGGACACCCCCCCCCCCCAGGUCCGGGGGCAUACCGGGGAUAGUCGUGGAAAUGGGCCGUGUUUUCACUUUCCAGGUGGCCCUGCAGUGCCGGGUGACUGCAUUGGUUUUGUCUUCACGCCAAAUUUAGCGGGAAAUUGGCCUUAUCUAGGGUCCCUUGGGUGCGGGGGCAUUUGGCGGGGGUUUUACCAGCAGAUAGUCCCUGCAGGGCGGAGACUUUGCCCAGGCUUGGCUGGACCGAAAGUCAAAGUCCCCGCUAUUCCCCGGACCUGGGGGGGCCGUGGUUACAAAUGACUGGUGCAUAAUUGUGAUGAAAUUGAAUCGGUUUUGAUGGAUUUUUUUUCAAAGCUAGCAUCUAGCUGUAAUUUUUUUUUUUUAAUUUUUUAAUGAAAACUUUCAUUAUUUUAUUCUUGGCAUUAAUGCCUUAAAAAAUAUUCUCUAGCGUGUGUAAGCGUGUAUGAAUUUCAGAAAUCAAAAAAUUUACAGGAUAAAUUUGGAAUUCAGGGAUCGUACAUUAUUUUGAGGUUUAGAGCAAAAUCGAUUAAACUUUUGAGAAAAAUUAAUCGAUUUUGCUUUUAUUCUCAAAAAUCAUAUUUUCAGGUAGUUCUUGGAUUUAUUUUUAAGUUAUCAAAUGACAUGUAUAUUUGUUUUAUUUUUGUUUUAUUAGCUGAUGUUGAAUUUAAAAACAUAAAAUUGUCAUCAAAUUUAUGGAAUUAUUUUGAGUUUGUCAGCUGUCAGAUGCACUGGGUCAUUUCAUAAUGCUCAUGACAUAAUUAAAGGGUAAAAUUUAGUUUAGUUUUUUCAUACAAUCAUGAUUUUUUAAGCCCAUAUAUAUUUCAUUAACCUUUUCUCUUUUUUUUUUUAUAGAUAUCCAUACUGUUAAAAUGGAAAAGGUUGUUUCGCACUAUUAGUUAUUUCAUGCAUGAAUAUUCAUUAAAAUCAUUAAAAAAUGAAAACAUUUAACCAAGAUUUAUGCUAAUAAAAAAUAUCAUUUAUUUUAAUAUCCCAAAUUUCCCAUAAUUACAAUUUGUGAUAAAUUCUAAAGUUAAGUCGACCUUAUUUAGAUUAAAAUUUUGUUAAAUCUGUUAAUAUGAAGAAGUUAUAAUCUGACCGUUGAUCAGGACUUUUAAAAGUCAAGGGUUUAUUCACCUCAAAUUUUGCCUUACUUAUUUUGUGGUUAAAUCAAUGCUAUUUUUACCAUAUAAAUGUGUUUACUUCGUUUAACAAACCACACAUUUUUGGUAAACAUGUAAGCAAAAAGAAAAUGAAAUAUUUAGUCAUACGUAGUUAAGCCCAAAUAUAAAUAAAAUAUACUUAAGUCAAUUCUCAAUCUCAAACACCACUCAUUUGACCAAAUAUUAGCAUAAGAUUGUAAGAAUUGAACAUUUUCACUCAAAAUUAUACCAUUUUCUCAGAUAAAUUAAGAUUUUAUUUAAAUCACUGAUACUGGUUUAAUGAUACAUAAUCAACGUGUAUAAGUCAUUUAAUAUACCUUAGUACCUCAUUUUUUUGUUACCUCACUGAAUUUAAGGUAUGAAAUUUUGUUGAUUUUUGUAUAUGCAGCUGACAAUAUUUCCCCUGUCCAUCAUUUUUUUGCGUAGCCGUUUUUUUAAGAAAAAAAUUGAAGUUUUGUCAUUGUCUUGGCAUCGUGCAAAAGCUUUAUCUUCGGCCAUAAGCCGUAAAAAAAAAAAAAAAAAAACUGUUUCCAAUAACCUGACCGACCCUACUUUUCUUCCCGACUGACACCUUUUUUUGCCGUAAUGUGAAUUUUUGUUUGUAAUUUCCUGAAAAAAUGUGAUUUUUUUUAAGUAAACAUUUUCAAUUCGACCAUUUUAUAUAUAAAACUUUCUACAAUAUUGAUUUACCCUGAUAUAGAUCGGUUUGGUACAGAAUCUAGGUUCUUAAAAAAAAAAAGUUAUGUCUACCUACCUACCCUUAUUUUUUGGAGAUAUAAGUUGAAACAAAGAACUAUUUUUUGGCCUUACUCAAAAACGGUUCAAGAUAUUCACAUUAACCUUGGGACACAACGUGUUAUUAUAAGUCAUUGAUUGACUUUCGGUGCUCUUGUUAGAAUAAAGUAAAUAAAAUAAAUAUUUUUUUAUUUUUUUUAUAAUAGGAAUUGGGGAGUCUUAAAGCUGCUUACAAAUAUUUUAACAAAAUCUCACUGCACAAAAACAUUCGUUUUAAAGCUGCACUCUCACAGAUUGAAUGUUUGUUUUUUCAACUUUUUAUUAUUUUUUUUUUGUCUUGGAAUGAGCCAAUUUAUGCGGAAAUAUCUAUUAAGACUGCUGACAAAAAAUUAGAACGCCGAUUUUUAUAUUUGAAUUCAGUAAUUGAUGUUUUAUGCAUUUUCUUAAAUCAUUUGAAACACUUUUAGCCAUAAAAUAUUACUUCUCGAAUGGAAAUAAUAUGAAAAUCUGCGAUCUGAUCUUUUGUCAGCAGUCUUUUAUCACUGGGUUGCAGAUAUUUACGCAAAAAAUGGCUCAUUCCAAGACAAAAAAAAAAAAAAAAAGAAGUUGUAAAAAUGGUAAAUCUGCAGCUUUAAAAAGGUGUUGUUAUCUACUUCAUUGUCAUAACAACGGUCAUCAUUUUCAAGACGAGGUAAGUUUUGAAGAAAUGAUGACCAGCUUUAUUUUCACAUGCAUUGCUUCACCUGUUUUCAUAGUUCAUAAACAUAAAUAAAAAUUACCCCUUCCACACGCAGAAAUGAAUGUUAAGAAAGAAAACAAAGUAUAUGUCUUCAAAUAUUAACACAAGUUGUAUGACACUUUUGCACAAGAAUGAAAUACAUUGAAAAUCUUUCUAUAUAUGGCUUCAUUUAAGAUACAAUUCAUGGACUUGUCUAACUAUUUCAGUUUUUAAGAAAUAUUUUUUUAUAAAUGAUAGCAAAAUUGCAGAGAAAAAAAUAAUCUCCACGACCCGGAAUCGUUCAAUUAUUGUUCCAUUGCGAAACUGUUAGACCACUACUCCUGGUCUGAUUCCCAACUUCAGUUGCUAAUUUUUCAGUGAGAUUUUUCUAUGGAUUUUUCCUGCAAUUUGUUUCCUCAUUUAUUUAAAUAUAUAUAUAAAUAUAUAAUAUAUAUAUAAAUUUAUAUAUAUUCCAUGCUUACAUUAUUUAUCAUUUACAACUUUUCUUUUCAAGUCAGUGACCAAUAAAAUAAAAAUAUUUGUUCUGCUGGUAAAAUUGACUACUGUGUUUAAGUCUUAAAAAAGCCUUAAUGUUACAUCAUAAAAAUUAUUGCUAUAUCAGGGGAAAAAAACUUUGCAUCAUAAUAAUGAUUACAGUUAAUAAGGGAAAAACAAUGUCAAGUUACAUCAUAUAAAAUCAUUACUGUACAUCAGUGAAAAAAACUUUCCAUCAUAUAAUUGAUUACCGUAUAUAAGGGAAAAAAUACCUAAGAUUCAUCAUUAAAAUGAUUACCGUAUAUAAGGGAAAAAAUAACUAAGUUGCAUCAUAAAAAUGAUUACCGUAUAUAAAGGAAAAAACCCUUCAAGUUACAUCAUAUUACAUAACUGCUUUUGUUUUGUAUUUCAUAGCUUGGUAUUGCUAUAAAUUUUGUAAUUUGAACUGAUUUGCAAUAAUUGAAUAAAUGUCAUAAUAGCUACAUUGUGAGCAGUUAAGUUUUUAUUGUGAACAGUUUAUGUUAUUUUGUGAACAUUUAAGAAUGUAUUGUGAACAGAUUAGGUUAUUUUGUGAACAUUUUAGGGUAUAUUGUUUACAGUUGCAUUGUGAACAAUUUAGAUUAUUUUGUGAACAGUUUAUAGAUGCAUUGUGAACAGUUUAGGUUAUUUUGUGAACAGUUUAUAGAUGCAUUGUGAACAGUUUAGGUUCUUUUGUGAACAGUUUAUAGAUGCAUUGGGAACAGUUUAGUUUUUUUUCUAUGUAAUUGUGCUUAGUUGCUUCACAUUACAAUACGGCAUAAUAUUUUUUACCAUUUUCUUUGUUACCGAAAUAUGCAUUCAAUGUUCAUUGUGUAUUUGGUCAGGUUAUUCAUGCAAUUGUAAAUUGUACAUUAUUUCAGUUCAGAAAAAUAAUCAAAAGAUUGCACAAUCAAAUGGUAGACAACUCUUACAUGAACUUUCAUCCAAUGGUAUAUCUUCAUUAUCUCCCUUGGAGUUCAAUUCUAAGUUUUAAACUUUUAAAAGUGUUUCCAUUCUAAUGUGGGAUUUUUUGAUAAAUAAUAAAUUCAUUUUUUUUAAAGAUAUAAUGUAAUAUUACAUAUGUUUUUAUGCUUAUAAAAUGAAAAGAAUGUUGUUUAAAUAAAAUAAAUUAUGUUAGUCAUAUUUGUUUCAUGAUAAAAGGUAUUUUUCUUACAGGGUUCAGACUAAAAUCAACACAGGAAGAAAUCUUAAUAAUUAAAAAAUAUAUUAAUUAUCUUAUAUUGUAAUACAAAUAUUCACAAAACAAAUCCAUUUCAUAUUGUCUAUCUCUCUAGUCAUUUCUGUCCUGUUAAACUAUUUUUACUUCAUUUUUUUGUUGAAGACUUUGUUCGAAUAUCUUUAGUCAAAUCAGAUCUGUUGUAUUUUUCAAUUUUUACCAUUGUUAUUGUUAUUUUCUUGAAUUUAUCACAUUUUGAAAUAUUGGGUCGAUGUUUAGAUCUUUGUUGGAGUUAACAACGUUGUUAACGUCAUCGUUGUUAACUUUUCAAAUCGUUAAUGCUCUGGAAGUUUAAUGGAUACACUUGUCAUCUGCUGUAUUUCUAACAAGAUUUCUGGCAACUGUUUGAGUUGUAUUUGUUUAUAUUUAAAUAUUUCAGCUCAUCAUCAAAUAUUUCAUGUUUAAAAAUUAACAACGAUGUUGCUUAUCAUGUUGUUAACAUUAACAAAGUUCUGAACAAUCAGCCCAUUUGCACAUUAUACUUAAUUCAACCAUUCUCAUUUUUGUCGAAUUUUGAUGAAAUUUGUCAAUGUUGUGACUUCCCUUCAUUUUACCAAAUGAUAAAAGCAAAAAUAGUGCUUUGUCUUAAAUGUUGAAUUGACAUUAUUUUUAAACUUAUUUUUUUAGUUUUAGUACUUAACCUAGUACUAAUUGUAUUCUUUAUGUUACUUGCAAUGUAGAUUAAAGGGAUUUAUUAUGUACAUGUUAUAAACAUAGUUUUGGAUAUUUGCCACGCUAUAUUUUUAUUCUUAAAUGAUUGAUAUAAAUAAGUCUCGUUCAUUUCUUAAAAGAUUUAUCAACUCUUUAGUGCUCUUUGAAGGUUAGGGUGUGUUAUACUAAUUUUCAUAUUUUAAGCUAUUCUGUUUUUUCAUGGCCUUGGUGUCGUUGGUGGUGUUGUAGUCAUCAUUGUCACCAUUAAUCUCGGCCAUUAUAAAUACAGUCGAACCUCAUUGGCUCGAACUUAAUUGGCUCGAAUUCUUCGUUGGCUCGAAUUCUUCGUUGGCUCGAACUAGAUGUAAAGGACCGAUUUCUUUAUACUGGAGGUAAACAAUUCCGCUUGGUUGGAAUUUUCAAAGCCUUUCAAAGGCUCGAUGUAUUUUCACCAGUUCCUGUGAGGUUGAGCUAAUGGGGUUUUGACUGUAUAGCUAAAAAAACUACAUGAAAUGAAAAACCCAGAUAAACCUCGCCAUUGGCUCUGAGAUGCUUUCGUAUUGAAAAAUGUUCGUUAAGCGGCAUGUCACAAAACUAUAGUGUAAUCAAAAGCACCCUAUUUAAAGGUUGUACAUUUGCUUUUUAUGAAAUUUGGUAUAAAGGUUCAUUUAUCAUUUUUGGGCCUAAUAUAUCUUAUUAAGUCCUCCUCAGGAAGUGUCAACAAGAAAUCUUCAGGUGUUGUUUUAGGAUUUGUUGUGAUCAUAACGUUACCAUGGCAAAACAAUUUAGCAGAUUUUCAUUUUAUUAUUUAAUUUUCAUGAUUUAUUCUUAAAUUAUUUUCAUACAAUGUACAAGUGGGAUGUCUGCAAGUGUUAAAGAGAUAUUUAAGAGUGAAUAUACAUACUUUAUGUAUGAAGGAUGACAUGUACAUGAACAGAUUUAUGUUUCAUACUUAAAAAUGUAAAAUGUUAAUCAUGAAAUCAUAUCAAAGCAAUGUCUUUGAACUGUGACGGCGUUAUAUACAUGUAUGUACAUGAGCACUGUCAUGUAUGAUAACCUUAUUUAUGAACUCAUAUCGAAGCAUCCCUUUGAAUUAUGACAUACGUGGAAUAAACCAAUUCCCAGAGAAGAUAAA